UCUGCGUCCCCCUCACCACCCAACCCUCCACCACCACCCCGAAAAUCUGCUCUGCCCAGGGUGCCACCUACAGGUUCUGCACCUGCACGCUCUCCUGCGCUGACCUGCGGGACGGGCGCACCUGUCAGGACUGGGACAGCGUUGCCGACGGUAACGGGAAGUGCUGCGGCUGUCCCGAGGGACAGGUGUACGAUGACGAGGGCAGGUGUGUGGAGAAGAACAUGUGCACCUGUCUGGCUCAGGGCAAGGAGUACCAGCCCAAUGAGACAGUGAUGCGUGGUGAGUGUGAACAGUGCACGUGUAUAAACGGAGCGCUGAAGUGUGCCGAGUACUGCUCCAUCCAGGACUGUGCUCCAGGGAAACAGCUGGUCAACCCAGAGGAUGCCUGCUGCCACUGUCAAACUGUUCCAACUACAGAACCUGAAGCCACAACAGAACCAGAGUGGCCGUACACAACAACAGAACCAGAGAGUUACCACACUGGUACCUACGAACCUGAACCAGAACACACAACCAGACCAGAGUACAGCACCACCAAACCUGAGAGCUACCACACCGGUACUUACAAGCCUGAGCCAGAACAUACCACCAAGCCAGAGUACAGUACCACUGAACCUGAAAGCUACCACACCGGUACCUACAAACCGGUACCAGAACACACUACCAGACCAGAGUACAGUACCACCGAACCUGAAACCUACCACACCGGUACCUACAAGCCUGAGCCUGAACACACGACCAGGCCAGAGUACAGUACCACCAAACCUGAGAGCUAUGGUACUGGUACCUACAAACCGGUACCAGAACACACAACCAGGCCAGAGUACAGUACCACCGAACCUGAAACCUACCACACCGGUACCUACAAGCCUGAACCAGAACACACAACCGGACCAGAGUACAGUACCACCGAACCUGAGAGUGAGACAGAACCUUACUACACCGGAAUGCCAGAACACACCACACCAGGUUCAGCCACCACAACUGGGCCUCAGAACAAGCUGGAGACUGUUCGUCCACAGACUACCAUGCAAACCACUACUAGGUUUGUUGUUUUCAAGAUUUUCUAG
This is a messenger RNA of Branchiostoma belcheri (Belcher's lancelet), 1070 nucleotides long. RefSeq names its product proteoglycan 4-like. The transcript is spliced from 4 exons. The record is from RefSeq and is a predicted model, not a curated record. Gene Ontology annotation, molecular function: protein binding. NCBI's taxonomy places the organism in Eukaryota, Metazoa, Chordata, Leptocardii, Amphioxiformes, Branchiostomatidae. The coding region runs from base 222 to 1070 and encodes 282 amino acids.